Messenger RNA from Populus trichocarpa (black cottonwood), 1203 nucleotides. RefSeq lists its product as uncharacterized. The record is from RefSeq and is a predicted model, not a curated record. The coding region runs from base 137 to 787 and encodes 216 amino acids. The transcript has 2 exons. Lineage: Eukaryota; Viridiplantae; Streptophyta; Magnoliopsida; Malpighiales; Salicaceae.
UUCACACCACACCGAAUUUUCAAACUUACUGUUACUAACUGUAGUAUCAAAUUGUUUUUGAACAUCUUUAGACUAUGCAUAUAAAUAUUGUCACGGACGUAGCACUUUACGAUAGCAACACAUUUCACAGCCAGAGAUGGGAAACAAUCUAGGAAGAGGGAAGAAAGCAAAGGUGAUGAAGAUCAAUGGUGAAACAUUCAAGUUAAAGACUCCAGCAAGAGCCAGCGAUGUAGUUAAGGAUUAUCCAGGGUAUGUAUUAUUGGAUUCCGAAGCUGUCAAGCAUUUUGGAAUUCGAGCUAAACCAUUGGAGCCUCAACAGGAGUUGAAGGCCAAGAAGAUUUAUUUCUUAGUAGAGUUGCCAAAGUUUCCUGAGGAAAAAGAUCCUAGGAAUACCAGGAGGGUUCAGUCAGGCAUACAUAUGAGUGCCAAAGAUCGGCUCGAGUGCUUGAUGUUGUCUCGGAGAUCAGUUUCUGACAUUCCGAUGGUUAGAUCAUCGUCGGGUCAAACGUCCGACGGGCCUAACACGGUUCGGGUAAAGGUGAGGCUGCCUAAGGCACAAGUGCAGAAAUUGGUGGAGGAGAGCAAAGAUGAAGCAGAGGUGGCUGAGAAGAUUAUUGAUCUUUACAUGGACAAUUCCGGUGAGGCUAAUGGUGAGCAUGAUCACAACCGGCACGUGCAAUGGCAGCCGGAGCUUGGUAGCAUUACGGAGAGUUUCAAGACAACUAAGAAACGAGUGAGUUUUGUUCCAGAAGAGGGGGAAAUCCGUUUAGCUGUUGCCUCUCACUAGCAAAUUAACUAGUUUAAAGCGUGGAGGGUGACAUGGUGUGCUUCCAAGAAGUCCCUCUUCAUUUUAGCCGCAGACAGCCAUUGGCGACGAUCGUUGUACAUACUUCGUCGUCAUCUCUUUUUGCAAUUAUAAAUAGCCAGAAUUUAGGCAUGGAUAUGCUGUAAUAGUUGUGCAUCCCAAUGCACGUCUAGGGUGUGUUUAUAGCUCAGUUUAUGAUUUUCUUUCAAGAAAAUUCCCCAUCUCUACGAGGACAGGCCUUAGGACACUGUUGUUUCCCAGCAGGGUGAUCAAUCUCCUGAGCUGGGCUAAUACGAGACUUGCUGGAUAAAGCUUACUUUCCUUCUUUAGUUUGUAAAAUGUUCUACUUAAGUCCCUGAAACUUAAAACUAUCCCAGAAUCACGUUUACAGUUUCUAA